AGCAGUGUUUGUCAGCACUGCGGGUCGGAAGAGGUUCACUCGAUUCUGCAAAUGAGAGAACUGAGUGAAAAAAUAGCGUAGCGUACGCAUAAAAUCCCACUUUAUGCGCGAUUUGAUUUGUAUUUCGUUUGCAACCUAUCUGUGUUAGUGAAAAGUCUAAACCGUUAGCAGCGAUCUGGUGUAGUAAAAAGCUUGCUACGUUUAAACUAGCUUAGCUUAGUUUAGCUUAGCUUAUUUACCUACGUUGUCGUUACCAGGCUGGCGUUACUGGCUAGCUGUUGUCCUCGUGGAGACAAUUUUUAAAUCUGAACAAAACGCAGCUUGGACUCAUCUUGGAGUAAACAAGGAACCCGCAUAUACAGGAACCACAAAAGGGGGUGGUUGGAGUACUGCUUCUGACCUGCAGCUUUGCUGUGUAGCACAGAGGAAUGAGUUAUGACCUCUGUCGUGGUAAUAGAUGGUGGGGGGAACAUACUGGAGUAUGUCACCGGAGAAGAGGAAGCACAGCAGGAGGUGUGUUCUGAUGUGGCAGUACCUGGGGAGGAUGCGGAGUGUCCCGCAGUCAUAGUGGAGCAAGUGAACAGUGCAGAGGUGGAGCAGUGCUACGCUGCUCAGGUGCUCGUCUGUGAUGAUGAGAACACCUACCUCAUGCAGGAUGUUGCUGAGGAGCAGGUGGUGGAGACAGAACUGCAAGACGUCGGAACAGUGGAGGUCUCGGUUCAAGACAAGACCAUUGAGGCGGCCGAAGCACUCCUACAUAUGGACUCUCCAGCCAGCCUGCAUGGUGACCACAGCCCAGAGGAGUUUCUGUCAGAGGUGGAGGUUAGUACUGAGGACAUUGCACCAGUUGAGGAGGAUUCCGUGACCACAUUGCAGCAAGCAGACCUGCAAAAAAGAAAAAGAGGUCGGAAAUCCAAAAUGCCACGAGAGUGCUGCGAUGGCUCCCUGGAUCUUAUUUACAAGAGGAAAUCAAAAGAGAGCAGGGGCACCACCACAUACCUGUGGGAGUUUCUGCUGGACCUCCUGCAGGAUAAGGAAACCUGCCCUAAGUACAUCAAAUGGACAGAGAAAGAGAAGGGCAUAUUCAAGCUGGUGGACUCAAAAGCUGUAUCCAAACUAUGGGGCAAGCAUAAGAAUAAACCGGACAUGAACUAUGAGACUAUGGGAAGAGCCCUCAGGUAUUACUACCAGCGUGGUAUUCUUUCCAAGGUUGAAGGCCAGCGACUGGUGUACCAGUUCAAGGAGAUGCCCAAAGACAUUGUGUUCAUUGACGAUGAGGUUGAUGAUGGUGUAGAUAAGGGGAAGAGACCUGCAGCAGCUGACAGCUCGACUCCAAAAAAGAGGAAGGGCAGAGUGUCUCCUGUGUUACCCUCACCUCCAGUCAUCAGUAUCUCCUCAGGAUCUGAAGGCGUCAUAUCAGUGCAACAGUCACCUGUUACCACGGCAUCAGCCACCAGGACGGUGAGGCUGGCUAUGCAGGUUCCGGUCCUCAUGACAACACCCCAGGGUCAAAAGGUCUCAACGGUAACCAUAAACUCACCCACUGGUACGUCUCCCUUGCUGACCACGGCCAGUACGGUUGCCGGUGGCUCCAGCACGGGGAAACUCCUGCUGCAGGCUGUGCCCACACUAGUGCCUGCACAGGGGCAGAACGGCGAGCGGAUCACCCUGCAGCUCAUCACCCUCCCAGCGGGCUCGGCCAAACCGGGCACCCCCAUCACGCUCCGCACACUCACACCCCUCACGGGCCCUGCCACUAGCACCCAGGUGCUCCAGCUAGCCAUGCCCGCCGGCGUGAGCACCUCCACGGCCACCCCUAUUCAGGACAGGAAGCCAGCCACGUCCAUACAGGACGUGAAGAUCAUCACAAUGGAGUCUUCUGAGACUGGUGUGGUCAAGAGGAUGGAGGUCCCAGCUGAAUACUCGCUCAACUGUGUACAUGCAGAUCUGGCUACCACGCAGAGCUGAGAUGUCAUUCACACGAGCAAACAGCUUCCUCUCUUCAGUAAUGCAUGAAAAUUAGGGGGAGAUUGUGAGUUCUCUUUUUGUAUUUGGAGAUAUGCACCACAGAAAGUCCAGGUGGCCUUUUAUCAUUGCAAAUCUGGUCAUCAGGUUGAAGACUUCAGUGAUGAUACCAGCACUACAGAUUACAUGCCACAACACUAUGAGUGAUAUUAAUCAGUCUUCUGCCUGAAUAUGUUUUGUUUUGGUUUUUUUAAAUACUUGUAGGUUUUGUUUUUUUUUUCCCUUCACCUCUUUGUAAAUGCGGCAGACCACCUGAACUGUGAGGUUAUGGCAGUGUGCUAUAUCUGGUGCUACGUACGGACUGAAACUGAGCGUGCAGGGAGAGCGCUCCAGCCUUCAUCAGUUCAGCCUCAGCAGUGGAGGGGACUCUGUACAUAAGCCGACUGGAUAUUCAUCCCGAACAAAACGUCAGACAAGAUUAUUCAUCCCCAGAUUCAAAAUUGUAGGAAUCUGAUUGUACUUUUUUCCUUGUGUAAAUAUGAAAAAUAACUUGUUUUGAUAUUUUCUACCCAGCAGUGUUUUGUUUUUUUUUUUACAGUUUGAAAAGCAGCCGUGUCGUUAGAAGGCUGAUAAAAUGUCACAGCCCUUAAUCAUUUCACUGUCUGCACUUAGAUGCCUUUCCUUUUUGGUGCAUUUACCCUCACUGCACCUGUUACCCAUGUCUUUCUCGUUAUUUCACCCUUGUGUAAAAAAACAAAAGGGAGAUAAAGCGUGUCUCUGUUUGGAUUAAGCUAUAUUGAAUAUUCAAUAUUUGAAGCAUAUAUUUUGUUGUACUCCUAUCCAAACUUGUACUCAAGUAGAUUUAAAUAUAGAGGACAUGAUUAUGCAAA
Molecule: messenger RNA, 2855 nt
Organism: Electrophorus electricus (electric eel)
Lineage: Eukaryota; Metazoa; Chordata; Actinopteri; Gymnotiformes; Gymnotidae
Gene: elf2a
Product: E74-like factor 2a (ets domain transcription factor)
Biological process (GO): cell differentiation; regulation of transcription by RNA polymerase II
Cellular component (GO): nucleus
Molecular function (GO): DNA-binding transcription factor activity, RNA polymerase II-specific; sequence-specific DNA binding
Source: RefSeq, a predicted model, not a curated record